CUUGAGUCACCCUCUAACCAUCAUUUCCCUUUCUAAUGACUCGAAGGAGUGUCGUAUAAAGUCAGGAGUGCCUCAGGUUCUUUGUCUAAUCAGUAUUCCAUUUCGAGAAGAUUUCAUCUAGCUAGGUCUUGACUUUGGGAAGGAAGAAACGUUAUGUCUGCUACGUCAACACUCCCUGUGCGAGAGAGUAAGAAGCAAGAUGGGGCUGAAGCGAGUAGAUUGGUGAAGCCGGCGAAGGAGUUGAGGAAGGACUUUCUGUUUGAUCAAAAGUAUCGCAACCUCAAUCAUGGCUCCUUCGGCACCUACCCCAAACCCGUCCGUGACACUAUGCGCGCCAUGCAGGACGCUGCCGAAGCUCGCCCAGAUGACUUCAUUCGCUACAUCUACCCCAAACUCCUCGACGAGUCCCGCGCUGCCAUUGCUGGUGUCCUUAACGCUCCCGUCGACACCCUCGUCUACGUCCCCAACGCUACGACAGGCAUAAAUACCGUCCUCCGCAACCUCACCUACGAAAAAGGUGAUAAAAUCCUGCAUUUCUCUAGCAUCUACGGUGCUUGCGGAAAGACAGUGACGUAUAUCACCGAAACGACCCCGGCAGAGGCCGUACAGAUUGAGUUCACGUAUCCCGUAGAGGAUGAUUGGCUGGUUGAGGAGAUGAAGCGAAAGGUUGAGGAAGAGAAAAAGCAGGGGAAUCGCGUGCGGAUUGCAAUCUUUGAUACUGUUGUAUCGAUGCCGGGUGUCCGCAUGCCGUUUGAGAAGCUCGCGGCGGCUUGUAAAGAGGUAAGUGUGCUGAGCUUCGUCGACGCGGCGCAUGCUAUUGGGCAUGUGGAGUUGGAUUUGCAGAAGUUGGACCCAGAUUUCUUGGUUAGCAAUUGCCACAAAUGGCUCUACGUCCCCCGCGGCUGCGCAGUCUUCUACGUGCCGGUCCGCAACCAACACCUGCUCCGGUCUAGCCUCCCAACCUCGCACGGCUUCGUCCCUAUUCCAAAGCCAGGCGUCACUUACAUCAAUCCCUUCGCCCCUUCCUCUUACACCCCCUUUAUCUACAACUUCUCCUUCGUCGGCACCAUCGACAACUCGCCCUACCUCUGUAUCCCCGCCGCGCUGAAGUACCGCGAGAGCAUUGGCGGCGAAAAGGCCAUCAUGGCCUACAACUCCGCUCUUGCGAACGCGGCCGCAAAGCAUGUAGCUAAAGUGCUCGGCACCGAGAUACUGCAGAACUCGACGGGCACGCUGACGAACUGCUGUCUGACCAACGUCCGCCUUCCGCUCGAGGUCGACGCUAUUGUGAAGGUCAUGGCAGCGAAGGGGUUGAUGAAGACUGCCGCGGAGGUGCAGAGCCUGGUGCGGGAUUGGAUGGUGGAGCGCAUGGUGGAGGAGUAUGACACGUUCAUUGCCAUGGUGGUGUAUGGGGGCGCGUGGUGGGUGAGGUUUAGCGGGCAGGUGUAUUUGGAUAUGGAGGAUUUCGAGUGGGCGGGGACGGUGUUGAAGGAGCUUUGCGGGAGGGUUGGGAAGGGGGAGUUUGUGAUGGAGGAGAAAAGCAGGGCCCGCUUGUGAUUGACAGGACUGGAAGUAUUGCACAUCAAUAUUUCUAACAGGCCUGCCAUGUAACGGAAAAGCCGGACAGCUGAUAGAUCUUGGAGUGGAGACUAUUUCAAUCUUUCUUAUCCUACGAUCUAUAUGUUACAACGCUUUAGGUGGCUGACUGAAGGACUAGACAGAGAAAGGCUGCUGGCAAGUAUGCAGGUUGUUUCUUAGCCUCCAGAUGACAUACCGUCUAGAACCGGGU
Messenger RNA from Mytilinidion resinicola, 1789 nucleotides. RefSeq names its product PLP-dependent transferase. The transcript is spliced from 3 exons. The record is from RefSeq and is a predicted model, not a curated record. Lineage: Eukaryota; Fungi; Ascomycota; Dothideomycetes; Mytilinidiales; Mytilinidiaceae. The coding region runs from base 154 to 1557 and encodes 467 amino acids.